Salpingoeca rosetta is the source of this 4508-nucleotide messenger RNA. RefSeq lists its product as uncharacterized. The coding region runs from base 174 to 4508 and encodes 1444 amino acids. Gene Ontology annotation, biological process: regulation of GTPase activity; signal transduction. Lineage: Eukaryota; Choanoflagellata; Craspedida; Salpingoecidae. The transcript has 12 exons. Gene Ontology annotation, cellular component: cytoplasm. The record is from RefSeq and is a predicted model, not a curated record.
GCAGAAACAACCCAGCCAAACAAUACCAACAACGACGACGAACAACAAACAGCAACGGCGAGAGGAGCAAACAAACAACACGUUGCCUUCCUUCCACGCUGUGUCCCCCAUCGUCCCCUCACUCCACCAGCAGGCGCAGCUCAUGGUGACCUUGAGCACACGAGGCACACACCAUGUUUCGUCUGUGCUCAUCCUCCAGCGCCGUUUCGGUGAAAUCGUCCAAGGCACCCUCUCGCCAGCCAAGUGACAAAUUGCCGCGCCGAACGAGCUCUCGACCGGUGUUUGGAUCGGCGCUGGAGUCUCUGCCAACUGCCGGCGCGUCGCUCGUCCCCGCCGUCGUCCAGUCCAUCGUCGAGUUCCUCACAACAAACGGGAUGGAGGUUGAAGGUGUGUUUCGUCGCGCCGGCAGCAAACGACAGAUCAACGAGCUCAAGGACGCCUUCAACAGCACGGGUGGAACGCUGUCACUGCAAGAUCACUUCCCAGAGGCGACGGCGUCCGAUGUUUUUGCUGUCGCGGAUCUCCUCAAGGAAUUCCUGCGUGAGCUGCCAACGCGUCUUGUUCCGAAAGAGACGACGACGCAACUCCGCACAGCGCACCUGCAGUGGAAACGGUUCCCGACACCACAUGACGCAGAAAACCCAGCCGCAGGCUUUGAACCCAUCAAGCAGGUGCUCGACACGCUGUCGCCGGCGCGCUAUGCGCUGCUGUCGUAUCUGCUCGCGUUCCUCUCCCGUCUCGCCCGCCGCGCGGCGACAACCAAGAUGACGCCAGAGAACCUCGCCACCGUCAUUGGCCCAAACAUCUUCUUUGCUGAGUCACGCCCCGUGGAUCUUGCAUCAUCCAUCCAGGAGAUGGAGGCCGCGUCCGUCCUCACGCGUUUCUUCAUCCAGUACUACCAGUCCCUCUUCAAGCCAGCCCUGCCCCUGCCACCACAGGCCAUGGUGGCGCCAGUUGGGAAGGACGGUGAAGGCGGAUUGGCAGUCGACAGUUUCUCCCGGACACAAUCGCCGGCGCCGCUGCCAGGCUCGGAGGACCUGCCUCGCGAAACAAUGAGCGCGGUAAACGCGUUUAACCAGGCGCCCAGCACCGCCCCGGAUGCAGAAGCCAGCGGUGAUGGUGGUGAUGAUGAUGCGAGUGGACUUGUGAGACGCAUGUCAGGAACAGAGUUGAAGCAAUACCAAGAGCAGCAGCAACAACAACAACAGCAGCAGCAGCAGCAAAAGUUGAUGUUGUCACAGCUGAAGGAAGUGGAAUCACACGAAGAACGCGGUGAGGACAAUGGUGGUGGUGGUGGUGGUGGUGAUGGCGAUUAUGAUGAUGUGAGGAUUGCCGUGGCCCCGGUUAAGGUGACGCGUGUCGUGCUGAAGGAGAGCAAGAAGGACACACAUCACACUGAUGAUGUUGAUGGUGAUGGUGACGACAAUGACGACGAUGACGAUGCUCGUCAUGGUGAGGGUGAUGGUGAGGGUGGUGGUGAUGGUGAGGGUGAUGGUGAGGGUGAUGGUGAGGGUGGUGGUGGUGAUGGUGGUGGAACAAAGGCAAGACGGCUGCGCGAGCAAGGGCGGGAAGAGCAGCGGAGACGAAGGAGACAGGAGGUGCGGGGCAAAGCACAACGCGACACCAAAGGUGGGACGGGCCAUGGCGUGUCGGUUGUGGUGACAGGAACUGACGACAAGAACAGCCAAGCGCCGCAACAACAACAACAACAACAACAACAACAACAACAACAACAACAACAACAACAACAACAACAGCAGCAGCAGCAGCAGCAGCAGCAGCAGCAGCAGCAGCAGCAGCAGCAUCGCCCGCGGUCGUUUGGCGGCGUGUGUUACGAUGGUGUGACAUAUGGGCCCGACCACCCGUUCCACCGCGCGCCGCCAGAGACAGCCCGCAUGCAGCAGCUGCUGUCGUCUCCAGGCCUCUCCCUCUCCCUGGAAAACCUCGCCAGCAUCGGCGGCUAUGGUAGUGGCGGUGGCGACAACACGGGCACCAGCGGCAGUGGUGGUGGUGGUGGUGGUGGUGGAAGCGUGUUUAUCAAACAGCCGUCUGGCAUGUCACCGUCACCAUCAACGCCCGUGUCGGCAUCUGCUGCCUCGGCGCAGGCGCUGCUGCUGCACCCGUUUGCAUACACCCCAGACCACCUGCACCACCUCUCGCCAACAGCGGUGGCUGCCCCAGUGCUGUCGCCAACAUCACGCCCCUCCUCUGCCUCAUCAUCAACAACAGCGUCGCUCAGGGCAACGCGCGCACUCGUCACCAAGACCCUCACGCGCGUGCUGUUUGGCCACGGGUUUGGCGGCGGUGGCGGUGGUGGAGGCGCUGGUGGCGAUGUUCGCAGUCGAAGUGGUGCUGGUGAUGGUGCUGGUGCAGGCAACGACGUUGUGCGUGUUGGUGUCGCCAGUGACAGCGACGAUGAUGGUGAAGGUGACAACUGGAUGCAAGGCGCGACUGCCGCUACGGGAAGUGGCGAUCACUUCAUUUCUCGUGGCCGUCGUGGUCGCACUCCGCUGGCAGCGGCUGCAGGCGUCAUCGCACCACACGGCCACAAUCACCAUCACAAUCACCAUCACCGCCAUCAUGAUCACGACAACGCCGCCCUUGGUGGCGACGUGAGCAAGGCGUGGACAGCGCCAGCAACAACAACUGGGAGCGAUGUUGCUGCUGCUACUGCUGCAGCUGCUCUCCUGCAUGAGGACGACCCUUCGAGUACGGCGAGCGCAGCACCCGGGACACACGUGGACAAAGUUGAUGGUGAUGAUGAUGGUGAUGAUGAAGGUGUGACAUCACCAAGGAGGAGAACACGGCAUGUGCACAAGGGCCGCCAUCACGAUGCUGAUGGUGGUGGCUCGCAUGUGCAUGUGCGCAAAAGGACGAGUGGAACCAGCAGCGGUAGCAGCGGCAGCAGCGACGGAGUGUCCACCCACCACUCGCAACAACACUCGCAUUUCCACCGCCAUCAUCAUCAUCAUCACACGACGACACCCGUGUCCCUGCCGCACGAUGUGCACAACACUGCUGAGCGCGUUCCUGGCGGUGUUGAGCUCUCGCUUCACGUCCCGCACCCAACCAGCCCAUCGCGAACAGCAGCAACCACAACAGCAGCAGCAACAGGAGGAGGAGGAGGAGGAGGAGGAGGAGGAGGAGGAGGAGGAGGGAGGACGGUUGUUCAAGUGCCGUCGUCGUCGUCAUCACCCGCAUCAUCACCGCUGCACAGCCCGGCCAGGAAGCGGGGGAGUGCUGGCGGUGAUCAUGGUCAUGGUCGUGAUCGUCACAGUCAUGAUGACGGCAGGAAGGAUAGGCGAAGGGAGAGCUGGACCGAGGGUCCACUACAACAACAACAGCAGCAGCAGCAGCAGCAACAACAACAGCAGCAGCAGCAGCAGCAGCAGCAGCAACAGCAAUUGUCGUCAUCCUCGUCGUCAUCGCCACAGCACGUGCCCUCCCGUCGGCGAACGUCUGACCAAUUCGGUAACCCACAACAGCAGCAGCACCACCACCACCACCACCACCAGCACCAGCACCAGCAGCAGCACCAGGAUGGUGGUGACACACGCGGCAGCAGGGUGGCGACAGGAACAGCCCCUGCAGUCACGGUCACCACCGCGAGCAGCACUGAUGGUGGUGUUGGUGGUGGUGAUUUGUUGGUGGAGGUGGAUGACGAAGACACGCUCACACAGUACCGCCGUGAUCACCUGUCGUCUGAUUUGCGCGUGGAUGUGGAUGGACUUGUGGCUGCUGCUGUUCCCGUGUUUGCAUCGCCAAACCGCAAGAACGCGGCCUUCCUCCUCCUCUGCUGCAAGGCGCUCUCAAAGCGUGUGCGUGCGUUUGAUGCGGAGUUCCUGGCUGCAAACGGACGAAAACCGCACAGAGAGGAGCGAGCGCCGGUGGCGACACACGUCCGCCUCUAUCGCCGGCUCAAGACCUGGAUGCAAGAGCGCGGGCUGCUGUCUGCUGACGGGCGGCAGCUGCUUGUGUCCACGUCGUCAUCGUCAGUGUCGUCGGUUUCGGCAUCCUCAUCGCGCCUCCCAUCACAAUCCGACACCAAACCACCAACGGCAGCAGCAACACCAAUAACAGUAACGGCAGCAACAGCAGCAGCAAAGGCGCCAUCAACGACAACGACGACAACGACAACAGCACCAGCGACAACGGAGACCGACAGGAAGACCAAGAAGACGCCGCCACCGCGCCCACCACCGCCACGAACACACACGCGCAGUGAUGGUGAUGCAGCCACCACAGCACACGCAAUCGUAUCGGCAGCUGUUGACAGUGCUGAUGACAAGGACGAAGGUCGUGGUCACCGUGAUGGCCACGAUAAUGGUGUUGGUGGUGAUGGUGGUCGCGGUGGCAAAGGUCCAGAUGCACGCGCUGUGGUUGCAGCGUUUCAGGCAUGGCGCAAAACACACGACACAAGCGAUGAGGCCCUCAAAUCAGAGUUGGAAGCGUUUGAGAAGGAGCACAAGCACGUGAUUGCUGGCGCUUCGUUGCAUCAGACCAUCUAA